UGAUCUUCUGAGGUCCCUUCCAGCCCUAAUGUCUAUGAAUCUUAUAUUUUGUCGGUUAAACUUCAAUUUAGGGAAUAUUCAGAGAGCAUUUUUAUUCCAACCUAUGGGGCUAUUACUGUGCAAGUUCUACGUUAAUGGAAGUUGUGAAGUCUUAGUCAGGUGCUUUCUGGAAGAUUCCUGGGAAUAGAGAGGCUACUCAACCCUUUGUAGAAUCAGGCCUUAUUUAAGGAAAUUUCCCAUCCUUAUGUAAGAAUAUCUUUCAGUUCAGUUUUGUUCAGUUCGUUUUGCAGAGGUAGCAUGUAGCACACUUAGUGCUUCCAUUAAUAAAGAUAUUUUAUGUUUAAGCUUUUCUUUAUAACCUAAAGAAAACAAUUUGCUGUAGAAUAGUGCUUACUGCAGAGCAAAUUAGAGGGUUUGAGAUGCUACAGGACUUUCUGUUGAGGCCGCCUGCUCCAAAAUCCAUAAACGAUGGAACCUCAGCUUCAUAAUUGGUGAGGGAGAACUAAGCCUUGGCUUCAGACCUUUAUCCAUUUUCAAAAUGAAUAACAUGUAGCCUUUCUCUUCCAGUGAGAGGAUCCAAAGGACUCUACAUGGUGAAUGGACCACCUAGUUUUACAGAAAAUGCAACGUUUGAAAGGGAUGCUGGGAAAAACUGCAAAGCUUUUACAUUCAGCCAGGAUGGUUCUCUCUUUGCUUGGUGCAAUGGAGAAAAAGUAAAUAUUGUGAAUGUCACCAGUGCUGAGUUAGUGCAUUCAUUUGAUCUUCCAAAGGCAGUUUGCCUUGAACUCUCGCCAAAGAAUAUUGUCCUGGCAACAUGGCAGGCGUACACAACUGCUAAAGAUGGCACGGCAGGGGUGCCCAACCUACAACUUUAUGAUUUGAAAACGGGGAAAUGUUUAAAGUCUUUCAUCCAGAAAAAGAUGCAGAACUGGUGUCCUUGCUGGGCGGAGGAUGAAAGCAUUUGUGCCAGGAGUGUAAACAACGAAAUACACUUCUUUGAAAAGAACGAAUUUAAUACUAUUGCACAUAAACUUCAUUUGCAAAAAGUUAGUGAUUUUGUGCUGUCACCUGGAUCUCAGCCAAACAAGGUUGCUGUGUAUGUUCCUGGGAGCAAGGGUGCACCCUCCUUUGUAAGACUAUACCAGUACCCCAACUUUGGUGGUCCUCAGUCGGCAUUGGCCAACAAAAGUUUCUUUAAAGCUGACAAAGUGACAAUGCUGUGGAAUAAAAAAGCUACUGCUGUGCUAGUAAUAGCCAGUACAGAGGUUGAUAAAACCGGAGCAUCAUAUUAUGGUGAACAAACCCUACACUACAUUGCAACAAAUGGAGAAAGUGCUGUUGUACAAUUACCAAAAACUGGUCCCAUUUAUGAUGUGGUAUGGAAUCCCAACUCCACAGAGUUUUGUGUUGUGUAUGGUUUUAUGCCUGCUAAAGCAACUGUUUUCAAUUUGAAAUGUGACCCUGUGUUUGAUUUUGGUACUGGUCCUCGCAAUGCCGUCUAUUACAACCCUUCAGGACAUAUCUUAGUUCUAGCAGGAUUUGGCAAUCUCAGAGGACAGAUGGAAGUGUGGGAUGUUAAAAAUUACAAACUUAUUUCCAAACCCCUGGGAUCAGAUUCGACGUAUUUUGCAUGGUGCCCUGAUGGGGAACAUUUUGUAACUGCUACGUGUGCUCCAAGGCUGCGAGUUGGUAAUGGCUACAAGAUCUGGCAUUAUACCGGCUCUGUUCUUCACCAGUAUGAAGUCCCAGUAAAUGAAGAACUAUGGCAAGUUUCCUGGCAGCCGUUUUUGGAUGGCAUUUUUCCGACAAAAGCAGUAACUUACCAGGCAGUUCCAAGUGAGCUGCCAAAUGCUGAGCCAAAGCCCGCUCAAGCUUAUAGACCACCAGCUCUGAGGAACAAACCUGUAACUAGUUCUAAACUUCAUGAGGAUGAGCCUCCUCAGAACAUGAAACCACAACCAGGAAGUAUUGAUAAGCCAUUAUCUAAAACAGCACUUAAAAAUCAAAGAAAGCAUGAAGCAAAGAAAGCUGCUAAACAGGAAGCCAGAGUUGAUGGGAGCCAGGAAUCAGCACUACCUCCAGCAACUCAGAACAUACCCUGCAAUCCCAUGCCUGCUGUGACAUCAGGAGACCCCGAGGUAGACAAAAAGAUAAAGAACUUGAAAAAGAAACUGAAGGCAAUUGAGCAACUGAAAGAGCAAGCAGCUUCUGGCAAACAGCUAGAGAAAAACCAGUUGGAGAAAAUUCAGAAAGAGGGUUCUCUCCUUCAGGAGCUAGAAGAUUUGGAACUGGGCUUUUAAAACUUUACAGAAAACAACUGGGAUUUUUGCACAAAAUCAGUGCAAAAUGGAAUGCAUAUUAACUUGAACAGAGCAAGGAAUUUCUUUCAGUGACAAAUAGCCAAUGCAAAGGUUUACGUAUUUGCUGCAGACCUCCUUUCUUAGCCCCCUUUUUUAUUUGCACAUUCAAAAUUGUAAACAAAUUAUAUGCAGCACAUCCAGUCCUGCUACCACUCGCACCAGAACACACGCUUGUGUUCCAGGAGGACAUCGCUGAAAAACCAAAACAAGCAUGCUGCUUUCUUUCUUUUGUUUGUUUUUUGUUUGUUUGUGUGUUUUGAAGGAGGGAAAGGAUAUUGCGUACCCAUUUCAUAGCUUUAUUAAAUUUAACAGAUAUGUGACCUUUAUGCAAAAUUAGGAUUGUAGACCAUAAUAAAGAGCAUUUAACAUUCAAAGAGUUUUGGGGUUUGCAUUUAACAUUAAAAUAAGUUGUUUUGUUAGUUAGUGUUUGUUUGUUUUCUUACCAGGUAGGAAAUUAAGAAAUGUUAUGUUGAAGCCGCUCUGCCAACUUCACCUUUUUUAAAGAUGAAAUAGUUUCAGAUAUUUCAGGUGCCUUGCGUGCCCUAGAGUCCCCAUCUUUCCCGCGCAGCCGCACACCCCUGGCAAAUUUGUUGUGGUUUUACAAUCAUAUUUUCCUAUACUUUUAUUUUAUUUUUUUUCCUUUCCUUUUCCCUUUUGCUAAGGGUUUGUGAUCUGACCAAGCAAAGUUAAAAUAGGUAAUAUGAGGAAAACACUGGAACUGCCCACACAGCAAGUGCUGCCAAAUGUCAACCAAGCCCUUCAGCCUGUUUGAAUAAUACUAGUCCCAAUUCUGCAAAGUGAUUCUCUGCACAGAGAUAAGAGUUUGUUCAUCUGGAUCAGAUGUGACUUCUGGGGUUAUGAAUAUGACCUGAAUAGUAGUUUUUUUUAAAAAACUAGACAUAGGUGAAUAUUUUUAAGAUGAUAGCAUCCCACUAAAUUAUGUCAAACACAGCCAGCACCUAAGUGAUCACUGGCAUUUCAAUGGAAUAAUGUUUUCCAUCAUUAGCAGGUAAUCUCUUAUUACACUUUUCUUCCUGGUUUUAAAAAAAAAAAAAAUCACAAUAGUGUGUUGUUGAUUUUUACCAUGUAAAUGUAUUGCCCCCCUGGCUUUGUAACAAAUAAUUUUGGACAAGUUUCUUAUUUGCAAACAGUUUUGAGUAAAAUAAGGAUUUAGAGUCAAGUUUUAUAUUAAAGAAUAAAUCAAAGAUUUUAAUUUUGCUUCCACUGUGUCUUCCUCAGUUAAUUUGACAAACAACAUUUUGUUAGUUGUUAUGAACAUGCAGUUAGUCAUUGAAUCGUUUGUAAAGUUAGGCCCUGCCUAUGCUUUCUCCCUGCUGAGCCCGUGACCACCUCUAAAAGUAAAUUCUACCCACUCACACCUGCUUUGCAAGUGUUUAAGCCUUGGCAGCUCUGUAUAUUGAAGGCAGCACUCUGAUCCUUCUAAGUGGUCUGUGCUGCCUGAUUGCUAAGUUUGAGUAUGUAAGUGGUCUGGGCUUGUUUCUUGGCUGUAGUCCCAGGCUCUGCAGGGAAGCGGUGUAGACAUGGUGUUACCCUCUCUUGUCACAGUUCAAAGAGAAACAAAUGAAAUACUGCCAAAUAUAUAUAUUAGUUUUACUUUGAUUUUUGUCUUGGUUCAGAACAUGUGAUCUCAGCUUUUCAGUUUAGAUUAAGAAAGAGCUGGUCAGAUUCUGUACAAAUUCUUUGUACCAAAAUGUACUGCUUAUUUUGGGUAACUUCCUAGUUUCUUAAUGUAGCAACAAACAAGAAAAAGACAAGAGGAUAUAGCACGUGAAAACACAUGAAGCUCAACUAAUUUUUUUUUUUUAUUCAUCACAUCCAUGAAGCAGACUUGUUUUUGUUACACCAUCUCUAGACUCUAGUAACUAAGGUCUGAUAAAUUAUUUGUCUUGAGAGAUCUUAAGAAGGUUCUGGUUUAAUGGGAACAAGUCACAUGUGUCAUGCUGUAUGUGAGAAAAUUGCAGGUUAACCUAACAAGCAAAUGGGCUUUUGUUGCCAGUACACUCCCCUGAAGUAUUCAGGUAAUGCAUUAAUGGUUUGUUUGUUUUCAUUAAUUUUAAUAAACUCCGCGGUUACAUUUCUCCUUACUGAGCAAAAACUAUUUAAUGUUCACUUGAGCAAAUGGGGCACUUCUGAAAUAAGUGUCUACACAGAUUGCACUGAUGUGUGAAAUUUAACUUAAAACCAGUUUAGUUGGUUUUGAAGUAUGUUCGCAUAAAGACCAGCCUUUACAAGUUUUAAAUGUUAUGUUCACACUGGAUCACUAGAAGUACAGGGCUUGAUUCUCUAUUGUCUGGCACCUUGUUUAGACACAUCUGUGCAAAGUUUACCAUUCUGAUCUUGGUGCGUUUUAUUCAUUUUGCAUGAGUAUACAUUAAUUGAAAUGGGAGCAGUAGGAAAUCUAGAAGAUGACCCAGUUUUUCCUUUAUUUCAAGUGGAAUUCUAAUAAAAAACAAUGUCUAAUCCAGUGACUACAAGCAAUUCAAAACCAUAUGUUAUCACAGAAAAAGGUAAUUACAAUCUUAAUGAAGCAUUUAAGAAAUAGCCAUUCUGCCAGCUGAUUGAUUUCAGAACAGAAGUUAAAAGCAGUGUGAAGUAUUAAAGCUUUCCUGAGUUCCUAUUCAAAUUUUCU
Alligator sinensis (Chinese alligator) is the source of this 5010-nucleotide messenger RNA. It is a transcript of the gene EIF2A, whose product is annotated as eukaryotic translation initiation factor 2A. Gene Ontology annotation, biological process: translational initiation. Bases 591 to 2300 code for a protein of 569 amino acids. The record is from RefSeq and is a predicted model, not a curated record. Gene Ontology annotation, molecular function: translation initiation factor activity; mRNA binding; ribosome binding. The transcript has 13 exons. Gene Ontology annotation, cellular component: cytosolic small ribosomal subunit. NCBI's taxonomy places the organism in Eukaryota, Metazoa, Chordata, Crocodylia, Alligatoridae.